This is a messenger RNA of Dreissena polymorpha, 3293 nucleotides long. Its product is annotated as calcium homeostasis endoplasmic reticulum protein-like. The record is from RefSeq and is a predicted model, not a curated record. NCBI's taxonomy places the organism in Eukaryota, Metazoa, Mollusca, Bivalvia, Myida, Dreissenidae. Gene Ontology annotation, biological process: intracellular calcium ion homeostasis. Gene Ontology annotation, cellular component: perinuclear region of cytoplasm. Gene Ontology annotation, molecular function: nucleic acid binding.
AUGUUGCGUGGAAAACUGAACAUGCAGCCUCUCCUAACAUCAAAGGCUAAAAUGUUCAUUGCAGCCAAGGUGACAAAAAACUACGUCUAUAAAGAUGACAAUACAGUCAUCAAUAUCCAGAACAAGAAGAUGCAAGAGCAUGCCCAACAGAUGAUGCACCAGGAACAACAACAACAACAGCAGCAGCAGCCUCCACCGUUGCUAGGGGGCAUGGUGGGCAGUCACUUGGCCACUCCCAUGUCUGGCCCACCCCCUCUCCUUGGCCCACCCCCAAUGUCACAGUGGCAGUCCACUGUCCCACCCCUUCUACCAAACACUGCGGUUGUGUCGGUCACUAUUGAGACUCCAUCACAGGUCCCAAUGCAGACGCCCCAACAGCAGGCGGUACAGCAGCAGCAGAUCCAGAACCAGUCUGGCCUCAACGACAGCCAGAUCAAGCAGUCCGAGCAGAACCUGGCUGCACAGUACACCAUCAUGCAGCAACAACAGUUCCAGAUAGAGGACCCGUUGGAGGCCAUGCGCCAUGAGGAGUUACAGCAGCUAGCUGCAGAGUGCAGCGUCUCCCUUGACGAUCUGAAUGUCACUGUGAAACCCAUCAUAGACUCAUGUACCAAGGACGCCAUACUUAGUGGUAAAAGCUGGAUAUUCCAACACUGCACCAGCGAUGCGCAAACCCAUUUGGUCACAAAGUACUUGCUAAGAAGGAUUGUUGCCAAGGAGGCCAGUUUUGAGCUGCGUCUGCACCUGAUUUAUCUCAUCAAUGAUCUACUCCACCACUGCCAGCGUAAGAAUGCUGACAUCCUAAAGGAACAGUUGGAAAGAAUUGUGGUGCCCGUGUUCUGUACAGCCCACGUGGGUGCCGGCGAUGACAAGAAGGCCAAACUCAACAAGCUGCUUACACUCUGGGAACAGAACAAGUACUUCUCCAUGGAGACAAUCGAGAAAAUGAAGGACCCAGACCAGGCCCUAUCCAAAUUUCAUGCUGACCUGCUGAUAGAGAAUGGUGGACUUGUGUCCCAGAUCAGCAGUGGGGUACAGAUGCAGUACCAGUCCCUGCAGAAACAGCACAAUGACUUCGUGACUCACCUACAGGCACAGCUGCAGCAGCUACAGUCACAUCUGUCACACCUGCAGACACAGCUGGCGCAGGCACAGGCUGCAGUGAUAACACAGUCCAUAGCUUCCCAGAUCGCAGUGUCAGCCCCGCCAUUAGACGUCAUCUCACAACAAACAUCAGAUGGUUUCCAGCCCAACCGCCCACAGGGUUUCAACCCAUCACCAUUUGGGCCUUCCAUGGCUCCUUUCAACAGACCACCCAUGGGACCGGGACCUGGUGGGCCUGGCACACAACCAAUGCAUCCACCACCAUUUGAUUACCAUGCCCCCUGGGCAGGGCCCCCACCCCCUGUGUCAAGUGCUGGCCCGCCAGGCUUCCCCCUGCCAGACUUCAGCAAGCCUCCCCCAGGCUUCCCCCCUGCGGGCAUUCCCCGCCUGCCCCCACCAGACAUCGACCUCACACCCGCUGUACCAUACUACGAGCUGCCUGCGGGCCUCAUGGCACCUCUAGUGAAACUUGAAGACCAUGACUACCGGCCCCUGGACCCCCGGGACAUCCGCCUGCCCCCUCCCAUGCCCCCCAGUGACCGACUGCUGGCUGCUGUGGAGGCAUUCUACAGUCCCCCCUUCCAUGACAGGCCCAGAGAUAGUGAAGGCUGGGAAAAGCUGGGCUUGUACGAAUUUUUCAAAGCAAAGCAGAAGGCACGAAAGAUGAAAGAACAAGAUGAAGAGUCAAGAAGUAGGUCAAGGUCACGGUCGGGAUCCAGGUCACAGUCUCGUUCAAGGUCGCAGUCAGGUUCUGAGUCUGGGUCAAGGUCAGGGUCACAGUCGCCCAAGAGGGAGCCAUCCCCACCCCCCAGGAGACGCAGAUACAACAGUGACAGCAACAACUCACCAGAAAGGCAGGACAGGUCCAAAUCCAAUUCACCACUUCCAUACCGGCAGUCGAGCAACUCCCCUCCACCACGGAGACGUAGCCCGUCACCUCCCCCGCGGAGACGUGAGAGAUCAAGGUCACCCAGUGAGGAGAGGGAGAGGUCAAAAUCACGCAGCCCUACGCCUCCAAUGUUCUCCACAGAUCAGUUUCUGGCGGCCGCUGCUGCAGCUAAGACCACUGAGAAGCUGGGGGAGGAGAACAAGGGACAUAUGCUGCUCAGAAAGAUGGGUUGGGGAGGUAAAGGGCUGGGAGCCAAGGAGCAGGGCAUUGUGAACCCAAUAGAGGCAGCAGAGGUACGAGACCGCACAGACAUGUACAAAGGCAUCGGCAAUGAACAUGACCCAUUUGAGCAGUUCCGUAAGAACAAGGCCCAGGGCUUCAUCACCCGUAUGCAGGCCAGGGAGAUACCACCCACAGAGGUAAAGAAAAAGCGUCCGGACACCUAGAAGAGACCUUAUGUCAAGAUCUUUAUCUGAAAGAGUGGUUGGCAGAACUUCUGACGACUCUUAGCAGACUUUUUGUUGAAUGAAAAAGCUGCAAGACCAGUGACCCAGACUGUGUCUUAAUAUCACUAAUAAAUGAACAUCGCUCUGGGAAAAAUGGGCUUAAUGCACAUGCGUAAAUUGUUUUUUCAGACUAGCCUGUGCAGACUGCACAGGCUAAUCAGGGAGGACACUUUCUGCCUAGACUUGAUUUUUGUAUAGAAGAGACAUCCUUUUUAAAACAAAUUAACAUUAAAGUGGGAAGUGUCACUUCACAGGCUUAUCUAAGACAACCAUUUAUGCACAAGCAAUAAGCCUGUUUAUCCCAGAGCAAAACUCAUAUUAAUAAAUUGAAGCACGAGUAUCUUGAUAACUUUGUCCUGAUAUCACAUCAGUUCUUGGUAUCUCAUAUGUUUCUUGAUAUCUAUCUAUGACCAAGCAAUUGUGCCUGGGUAAUUGAUAAUAAGUUUUCUAGAUUGCACCAAUAUCAAAAUUACAGGCAAUGCUAUGGAUUUCUGCUUCUGUAUUUGAAGGCAGCAUAUUGCACUUUAUUGGAUUGUAAUUUAUGUUAUCAACAGUCUUUUAUAUUCAUUUCACUUGUGUGUUUGCAUUAGAUUUUCUUAUUCUUUGUCAAGAAUAUCAGAUUUAAAAUAUAUUAUUAUUUGUUCAUUGUUUAAUGUGAAGUGUUGUUAAGACUACUUCUGAGAACUAAAUGUAUCAAUCAAUCAAAACAUAAAUUCUGCAGACAGACUUUCAUUGUUUUGGAACAUCAUUAGUUGUGUUAGAAUUAUUGUGAAUAAAUAAACACCGAAAAAGGA